AUGGUAAUAAGCGAUAUGUCAAAAGCUUUCGAAGAAGUUCCAGGUCUGAAGGAGAUAGCCCCAAAAGAUGUAGGAGGAGAUUGUAAAUAUACAUUUGAAGAAAUAUGCGAAGGUAACGACAGCGUGUUAAGAAAUAUUCCCGCCAUUGCUGAGGAGUGGAAUAUUGCCGUUGAUGAAUCCAAACGACCACAAGAGGGCAAAUAUUCUUUCGGCACUUACAAGGAUCUCCCAAAAGACGCAAUGGGAACAGCGGGCACCUACGUGAAGUUGAAUGAUGAAAUUUGA
Molecule: messenger RNA, 285 nt
Organism: Rodentolepis nana
Lineage: Eukaryota; Metazoa; Platyhelminthes; Cestoda; Cyclophyllidea; Hymenolepididae
Source: the annotation of a GenBank genome assembly